Colossoma macropomum (tambaqui) is the source of this 1066-nucleotide messenger RNA. Its product is annotated as B-cell receptor CD22-like. The record is from RefSeq and is a predicted model, not a curated record. The transcript is spliced from 7 exons. Lineage: Eukaryota; Metazoa; Chordata; Actinopteri; Characiformes; Serrasalmidae. The coding region runs from base 14 to 1066 and encodes 350 amino acids.
GAUCUUUCUGCUCAUGAUUGUCGGAGCUUUUGGAACAGAGUGGAGUGUGAAGUUCAACCAACGGGAAAUAUGUGCUUUAAAAGGAUCCACAGUGUUUAUGAAUGGAACUUAUACUCACCCAGAAGGUCUUACAGUGAAUGAGACUUUCUGGUGCCUAGAAGUUCCAUGGGUCGAUCUAACUGAUCUGAGUAAAGACCCAGAUUAUUCAGGCAGAGUUGAGUAUUUCACUGAUGAACAGAAACACUUCUCCCUCAAACUGAGUGAUGUAAUGAAGAAGGAUGAACAUCAGUUCUGCUUCAGAAUCAUAACAGAUGUAGAUAAAGAAAAAUGGCUGGGUAAAUCUGGAGUUCAGCUCAGAGUUGCAGAGCUCCAUGUGGAAACUCCUGAAGAAGUGACAGAGGGAGAAACAGCAGAUCUGACAUGUAAAACCACCUGCAGUCUGACUGACCCAACAUUCAUCUGGUACAAAAAUGGACGUCCUUUAACCACAAAGACCAUCAAGAACAACCAGCUCCACCUGCAGACAGUCAGCAGUGAGGAUGCAGGCAGUUAUAGCUGUGCUGUAAGAGGAUAUCAACACCUCCACUCUACUGCUCAGAACCUCAGAGUCAGAUAUCCUCCAAACAAUGUCUCAGUGUCAAUCAGUCCCUCUGGUGAAAUAGUGGAGGGCAGUUCAUUGACUCUGACCUGCAGCAGUGAUGCAAACCCACCUGUGAAGAUCUACACCUGGUUUAAAGAAGGUGGAACCUCACCUGUAGGAUCUGGACAGAAUUACAGCAUCAUCAGCAUCACUGCUGACCACACUGGACUGUACUACUGUGAAGCUCAGAAUGAACAUGGAGCUUUAAAAGGAACCAUGAUGAACGCUGACCGUAAUGCUAAGGACGACACGUACACAGCUCUUCAGCCCACAGCCAGGUCCUCUGAUGAUGUGUACCACACACUUGCAGCUGUUCAGUCCAGUUCUCCUGAUGCCCUGUACACAGCUCUGGACCCUCAGUCCAGUUCUCCUGAGUACGACACUCUAGCAGCGCUACGUGAGACGGCCUCUAUAGUGCGGUGGUAG